Populus euphratica (Euphrates poplar) is the source of this 1126-nucleotide messenger RNA. RefSeq lists its product as uncharacterized. The transcript has 4 exons. The coding region runs from base 29 to 898 and encodes 289 amino acids. The record is from RefSeq and is a predicted model, not a curated record. Lineage: Eukaryota; Viridiplantae; Streptophyta; Magnoliopsida; Malpighiales; Salicaceae.
AAGCCAUCGAGACUUGAACGUGCUCAUAAUGGUACACGGGGCCAAUUACCCUCCAAACACAAAUGGGCACCACAAUACUCCAUCUUCAAGAUCAAAAGUGCCUUCCCACCAUGAUAACUUUGCUAGGAAGCCUCCAUAUAAAAAUUAUGCUAUCGAGUCUCCACGAGACUUUCCUCCUCUUCCACCCAAUUCCUUCCGGGAUAAGCGUGAUAACAAAGAGUCGAUGAACAACGCCGCAUCUCAACCUUCACAACAGCUGCCGCCACUGCCACCAACAUCACAAAUUCAACCAUCUGUAACCCCUGAUCAUCAGGGAGAAAAACCAGACAUAUUCUCAACCUUCCGCCGGGAUACGCGUAAUAACAAAGAGUCGAUGAACAACAAUGCAUCUCAGCCUUCAAAACAGCCGCCAUCUCAACCUUCACAACAGCUGCUGCCACUGUCACCAACAUCACAAAUUCAACCAUCUGUAACCCCAGACAUAUUCUCAUCUUCACAAACUCAACCUUCUAAAAACAAUGGAACGAAAACGUCAACUAAUAUUUCAGACACUUCAGCAUCUUCGAGUAGUGCUGCGGGUUUUCUAAUUUGUUUUGGUACCAUGCCUCCACUUGUUGAAACGACAAAGCCAUCAUCACUGACGCGGCCGCUACCAGCAGCAACAGCGAAAACUUCUUCAUCAGCAACGUUGUCUACAACAUCUACCAGUCGGCCAUCCCAAUUGCCUGGUGAUGCAGCAAAUGGUGAUCAUGAGUGGAAAAAAUGUCGUACCUGCCAUAAUCAUGUAAAGGAUUGUUGUCGGCAAAGUGUGCUUGCCGCCCUCUUCCAUUCAGGAAAUAUUGCUGCUGUACGUAUGGGCCAUAAAUCAACCAAUGUCAUCCACAAGGGGUCGCAAUAAUUUUGCUUUAGAGCUUAGAGUCUAAUGGCGACCGGAACUCACACCUGACAAAGCACAAGAAAUCAACUACAAAUUAAAUGAUGCUUCAAUUAAGGAAAAAGGCCUCUCGCCUUCAUUAAACAAAAGAGCUAAUUGUCAUAUAUUCAUAUUGAUUAUUUGUAUUUUAUUUUUGGUUCGGUGCUUCGUGGCAUGUGGCCUAAGGUUUUUUAUUUUUAAUUAUUAGUUAAU